Messenger RNA from Tachysurus fulvidraco (yellow catfish), 993 nucleotides. RefSeq names its product CD209 antigen-like protein C. Gene Ontology annotation, biological process: biological process involved in interspecies interaction between organisms. The transcript is spliced from 5 exons. Bases 1 to 690 code for a protein of 229 amino acids. The record is from RefSeq and is a predicted model, not a curated record. Gene Ontology annotation, molecular function: D-mannose binding; fucose binding. Gene Ontology annotation, cellular component: external side of plasma membrane. Lineage: Eukaryota; Metazoa; Chordata; Actinopteri; Siluriformes; Bagridae.
AUGAUUAAAGCAGAUUGUACCAAGACAGAACUUUCAGCAGACAACAAAUCAGCUGACUUAAAAGACAUUGAGGAUUUAUAUGAAGAUAUGACUGGAUACCGUAAGAGAACUUUGACUCGAGCUUCUAAACCAGACGCUGUAAGGAGGAGAAUUUACAGACUUACUGUGGUGUGUGCGCUGCUGCAGUGUGUUCUCCUGCUGUCUGCCAUCACAGUGCUGUGGGUCAAACAUAACAAAGAGAAAGACCAGUUAGAGAAGGAGAGAUCUGCACUGCAUAAAGUACUGUUAAAUCUUGGAUCUGUACUAGGAUGGAGAGUUUUCAGACAGAAUAUCUAUUACAUUUCUACUGAAAUAAAGAGCUGGAAUGAGAGCAGACAGGACUGUAUAAAGAGAGGAGCAGAUCUGGUGAUCAUAAAUAGUACAGAGGAACAGGGGUUCAUCAGUAAAUAUUCCAAUGGUACUGAAGCUUGGAUUGGUCUGACUGACACAGACACAGAGGGGGCAUUUAAAUGGGUGGACGGUUCACCACUGACCACUGAGUUUUGGUGGAACGGAGAACCAAAUGAUUAUGAAAAUGAGGACUGUGUUAUAACAGGCUACACAAAGGCUAAGUCUAAUAUUUCAACCUGGGCUGAUUAUCCCUGUAACCACCCUGUAGUUGGGAUUUGUGAGAUGAAAAUAUUUAACUGAGUACAGGAAGGACAGUGACUAAAAUUGAAACAUGAUAUCUUAAAAUUAUAAACAUACAUGGCUUGAUUGACUGUGGCAUUAACAGAAGGUUAAAAUGGGACACUAAAUAUAAUAAUGCACUCUUUUCCCUCAGACUUUGAUUUAGAUUGUGAAUCGUGUCAAUAGUGACUAUCCAUCGCAAUCUGACCCAUGUCAAAGUCUUUCUCCCUCACACACAGGCACACCACCCUCACACACACAUACACACAUACGGACACACACUUCCUCACGCACACAUACAUACAUACUUACUCACUUACAACC